Messenger RNA from Echinococcus granulosus, 3294 nucleotides. RefSeq names its product FACT complex subunit. Gene Ontology annotation, molecular function: nucleosome binding. The transcript has 16 exons. The record is from RefSeq and is a predicted model, not a curated record. NCBI's taxonomy places the organism in Eukaryota, Metazoa, Platyhelminthes, Cestoda, Cyclophyllidea, Taeniidae. Gene Ontology annotation, biological process: positive regulation of transcription elongation by RNA polymerase II; transcription elongation by RNA polymerase II. Gene Ontology annotation, cellular component: FACT complex. The coding region runs from base 1 to 3294 and encodes 1097 amino acids.
AUGACUGCUUCGUUGGAUGUUAAACUUUUUGCCUCACGUAUCAAACGUUUUUACGAACAAUGGGAGUCUCCGCAAAGCAACUUCUCUGACGUGGACGCUUUUCUUGUGCUCAACGGUAAAUCAGAAGACAUUUACGGUAAAACGAUAUCUACACAGACUUAUUUUUUUGGCUAUGAACUGCAAGAAACGGCAAUGCUUAUCGCCAAGAAGGGCAUAACCAUUCUUAGUAGCAGAAAGAAAGUUGAAUUCUUGAAGCCUUUGAAUUCCUCUGGUGUUGAGAACCUGACUUUUACAUUACUAACGAGGUCUCAAGAUGAUGCAGACAAGGCAAAUGUGGCCCUUCUUGCCAAGGACUUCUUGUCAAGCGGGAAUGGAGAUAAGUUGGGUGUCUUCUCGAAGGAGAUUGAACGCAACUCCGAGAGUGAAUUUUCUAAGUCUGUCGCUUCGACUCUGAAGUCAAAAGCGAAGGAAGUCGUCGACAGUUCUUUGAUGUUUAGUCAGUUUUUUGCUGCCAAAGAGGAGGUUGAAGUGCAGUAUCUCAGGAAAGCCAGUGAAGUUACUUGUAUUCUCUUUUCGAAACAUCUUAAAGAGAAGAUAAUGGAUGUGAUCGAUGACGACAAGAAAGUGUCUCAUCAAAGCCUGUCAGAUGGUUGUCAGGAGGCCUUGAAGAAUAGGGACCUGACAAGGGGUUAUGAACAGGAGUUCCUUGAGAUCUGCUAUGAUCCAAUCAUUCAGAGUGGUGGCAGUUACAAUCUUAAAUUUAGCGCCGAAAAUGACAAAAAGCCGAUGCAUUUCGGGACUAUUAUUUGUUCACUGGGAGUUCGAUAUCGGUCCUACUGUUCCAACGUUGUCCGAACUCUCAUCGUCAAUCCCAAUGCCAAGCAGUCGACUUAUUACGAGUACCUGCACAACCUACUCGACUGGGCUAUUGAACAGAUGAAACCGGGUGUUGUAUUUUCCAAUUUUUACAAUACGAUUGUCAAUAAGGUGAAAGUGGAUCAUCCUGAGCUCGUCGAUAAGCUGAUUCGAACCUUCGGUUUUGUAACUGGCAUUGAGUUUCGCGAUGGGAACUACGUUAUCGGUCCGAAGAGCUCCGCAGUUUUCCGCGAAGGCAUGUCCAUCAACAUCAACCUGGGAUUUCAGGACCUGCUGAAUGAAGAGGCUGAGUCUGAAAAAGACAAACACUACGCUCUCUGGUUGGGUGACAUUGUCAUCCUUGGGUUGGGAGAAAAUCGGACCAACCAAGUGCUCACGGCUGCGGCCAAGCGUCGACCCCGCGCUGUCUCGUUGUAUAUCGAAGAAGAUGAAGAGGAGGAGGAGGCGGAAGGGGCAGAAGAUGAGAAUGUGGAUGGGGAAGGUACCGAUGCGAAAAGACGCAAAAAAGAGGUCUCAGGUGCUUCUAAGGAUGGGUCCAGGCCGGGUUUUGGCGGUGGUGGCGGUCUUGAAAACGGUGAUGUUGAUGGAGGUCCGGAAGCCCUUGGCAGGGGGCAUCGGCGGGCUAUUUUGGAUCAAAAAACCAGGAGCGAGCAGACCGCGGAGGAAAAGCGAUUACAACAGCGCCGCGAGCUCUUCCAACAACUCCAGGUGAGUGCGCGCAAUCGUCUCUCGGGUCUCAAGGCGGACGGGGAGACGGGUCAGAAGGCAAAAUCCAAUGUGGCCUACAAGGGCGCUGGGCAGAUGCCCAAGGAGGACGACGUUCGCAAGCUGCGCAUCUUCGUCGAUAAGAAGUACGAAACGGUUAUUCUGCCCAUCUUUGGCCAUCCCACACCCUUCCACAUCAGUACCAUCAAAAACGUAUCCUCAUCCAUCGAAGCCGAUUACACAUAUCUGCGAAUCAACUUCCACCAUCCUGGCGCUGUUGUUGGUCCCAAGGAUGCCUCUAACUUCCAGAAUCCACAGGCUACCUUUCUGAAGGAGAUGACCUACCGGGCAUCAAAUCAGCGUCACCAUGGGGAGACGACGAGCCCGUCAACGAACCUGAACAACGCCUAUCGCAUCAUCAAGGAGGUGUUGAAGAAGUUCCGCUCUCGCGAAGCCGAGGAGAAGGAGCGCGCCAACUUGGUGGAGCAGGACAACCUGGUCAUUGAACCGGGAAAAACGGCUUUUCGGCUACGCGACCUCUACAUUCGACCCAACAUCGUGGCCAAACGCAUCACUGGUACGCUGGAGGCGCACAGCAAUGGUUUCCGUUUCACCUCCAUACGUGGCGAUAAGGUGGACAUUCUGUACAACAACAUCAAGCACGCCUUCUACCAGCCCUGUGAUGGUGAAAUGAUCAUCCUACUGCAUUUCAACCUCAAGAACGCCAUCAUGUAUGGAAAGAAGAAACAGGAUAACAUCCAAUUCUACACCGAGGUGGGUGAACUGACCACGGAUUUGGGCAAAAGCCACAGUCGAAUGUACGACCGCGACGAUUUGGAGGCUGAGCAGCGGGAACGGGAGAUGCGAGAACAGAUUAAAACGGCCUUUAAGACUUUUGUGGAGCGCGUGGAAAACCUGGCCAAACGUUACAACCUGGAGUUUGAGGUGCCCUUCCGCGAUCUCGGCUUCUACGGUUGUCCGCUAAGAACCACUGUCUUCAUGAUGCCAACGAGCAGUUGCCUGGUUAGCCUCAGUGAAUGGCCGCCCUUCGUGAUCACCCUGGAGGAGGUGGAACUGGUGAUGUUUGAGCGUGUCUCCCUCUCCAUCAAGACCUUUGACAUGAUAUUUGUGUUCAAGGAUUACCGUAUCAAACCCGCCAUGAUUACCUCGAUCCCCAGCAACUCGCUGGAUCAUGUAAAGGAGUGGAUUCUCUCCUGCGACAUCUACUACGCGGAGGGCGUGCGGUCGAUGAAUUGGCCGAAAUUGAUGAAGACCAUUAUUGACGAUCCGGAAGACUUUCUGGAGCAGAAUGGAUGGGCCUUCAUCUCGCCGGAUGAUGACGACGAUGAAGAUGAAGACGGCUUCGACUCCGAUGCCGACGACGAGAGCUACCAACCGUCAAUGGACUCCGACGCGGAAGACGACGAAGGCGGCGGUGGCGGUGAUGAGGAUGGAGACGGUAGUGGUAGCGAAUACAACGAUGAUGAUGACGACGAUGAGGAGGAGGACUGGGAUGCCGAAGAGGAGUCUUCUGCUGAGGGCUCCCUUGACUCCGACGAGUCGGAGGGCAAGGACUGGGAGGAACUGGAGCGAGAGGCUAUCCGAGAGGAUCGAAAACGCGAGCAUGACGAUGCGGUGCGAGCAAAGAAGCGGCAUCGGUCACCCAGUCCACGACCUGCCAAGAAGGCGAAGCAUCAUCAUCAACGGCGUUGA